Molecule: messenger RNA, 1653 nt
Organism: Onthophagus taurus
Lineage: Eukaryota; Metazoa; Arthropoda; Insecta; Coleoptera; Scarabaeidae
Product: peptidyl-prolyl cis-trans isomerase sig-7
Biological process (GO): protein peptidyl-prolyl isomerization
Cellular component (GO): nucleus
Molecular function (GO): RNA binding; peptidyl-prolyl cis-trans isomerase activity
Source: RefSeq, a predicted model, not a curated record
CCUAAAAACAUCAAGACAUCAAACAUAACCUCAACUAUUUAAUCAAAAAUUGAUUCAAAAUUUGAAAAAAGCUUAUAAUAAACAUGUCCGUUGUGGUUGAAACCACCUUAGGAGACAUAACAAUCGAUCUCUUCAUAAAAGAACGCCCCCGAGCGAGUUUAAAUUUCCUCAAACUAUGUAAAAUCAAAUACUACAAUUACAACCUAUUUCACACAAUAAGUAGAGGUUUUAUAGCCCAAACUGGCGAUCCGACGGGUUCAAGAAACGGUGGCGAAUCAAUCCACGGAGUUAUUGAGGGUCCUUUAAAACGUUACUUCCAAUCGGAGAAAAUGCCCAGGAUCAAACACACAAUUCCGGGGUUGGUUUCUUUCGUGGGGAAUGAAGAUGGGAUGUUGGGGAGUCAAUUUUUUAUAACCCUUGGAACGGAUUUGAUGUAUUUAGACGAGCAGCAUUGCGUUUUUGGGGAAGUUGUUGAAGGAUUGGAUAUUUUAGAUAUUUUAAACGAAACAAUUUGUGAUCAAGAUAAUCGGCCGUAUCAAGAUGUGAGGAUUACUCAUACUGUGGUGUUAGACGAUCCUUUUCCUGAUCCCGAGGGGUUAAUUGUUCCAGAAAGAUCGCCUUCACCAUCAGCGGAGCGAUUGCAAGGUGGGAGAAUUGCCCCCGAUGAAGAAAUCGACGAAACAGAGGGCAAAUCGGCCCAAGAAAUCAACGAAAUCGUAGCCGAUAAAUUAGCGAAAGCGGGGGCAACGAUUUUAGAGAUGAUCGGGGAUAUCCCCGACGCGGAUAUGACUCCCCCGGAAAACGUUCUUUUCAUUUGCAAAUUAAAUCCGGUUACAACAGACGAAGAUCUUAACAUAAUCUUCAGCAGAUUUGGAAAGAUUAAUUCGUGCGAAGUUAUAAGAGAUAGAAAAACCGGGGAAUCCCUUCAAUAUGCUUUCGUUGAAUUCGACGAACAAAAAUCAUGCGAAGAUGCUUAUUUUAAAAUGGAUAAUGUUCUUAUUGACGAUCGGAGAAUUCACGUUGAUUUCUCACAAUCGGUUGCUAAAGUUAAAUGGCUUGGAAAAGGCAAAGGGGUUAUUAAUUAUGAUAGUAAAAGAAACGAUUUGGGGAAAGGAAGAUAUUUAAGAAAUGAAAGCUUCAAAAAUGAGAAAAAAAAGUCUAAAAAUAAACGUAUUGAAGAAGAACGCUAUAAGAGAGAUAGAAAGUCAAAUUAUGAGUCAUCAAGAAAUCAAAGCACUUCAAGAAAUAGCUCUAAAAGUAGGGAAAGAAAUCGAUAUUACGAAACGUCAAGUAGAAAUAAAGUUUAUGAUGAUAAUAAAAGAUAUAAAAGUUACAAAGAGAAAGAGAGGAGAUUAAAAAAUGAUGAUGAUGAUAAAAAGGAUGUGAGAAGAAAUGUAAAAUCAAGAACUUCAGGGAGGUAUAAAAAGAAUGAGGAAAAAUCAAGGAGGAAAAGGAGCUCUUCCAAAGAUAGUUUGAGUUCAUCUUCCAGUGGGAGUGACUCUGAUUGCAGUACAAGUAGUGAGAAGAAAUAUAAAAAAAAUAAGAAGAAUAAAAAGGAUAAGAAAAAACCGAAAACGAAGAAAGCAAAGAGAUAGUUUUAAUUAAUUUGAAAUAAGCAAUGUAUUUUAAUUAAAUAAAUGUAAGCAAACUAAA